Oppiella nova is the source of this 1104-nucleotide messenger RNA. The record is from the annotation of a GenBank genome assembly. Lineage: Eukaryota; Metazoa; Arthropoda; Arachnida; Sarcoptiformes; Oppiidae.
AGUGAUUCAACGGAAUCCACGUUACUUACCAUUCAUACACAGACUGUCAUAAAAGACCAGAGAUUUCGUGUAUCACAUAAUAAUUACCGGCAGUGGUAUCUCCAUAUUAAGAGUGUAAGGGCUGCCGAUAAAGGCUGGUAUAUGUGCCAAAUUAAUACCGAACCAAUGAUAACCCAGGUCGGUUAUGUGGAUGUAUUAAUUCCUCCUUCUAUUGUGGACGCCGACACCAGUUCUGAUACAUCAGUAGACGAGCGCCAAAAAUUGUCGCUCAGAUGUCGAGCCAAUGGUUAUCCGGCGCCGACCGUCACGUGGAGGCGGGAGGACAACAAAGAUCUCAAUCUGGGUCUCUAUGGCGGCAAAAAGUAUUCCGCGACUAAAGUGGAGGGCGAGUACUUGAAUAUAAGUCAAGUGACAAGAGAGGAUAUGGGGGCCUAUCUAUGCAUAGCCUCUAAUUCAGUGCCGCCGAGUGUUAGCAAACUUCGUCCAAAAAUAAAAGUCUCGAACCAAUUGGUUGGGUCGCCGGUGGGCAGCGACGUGGAGCUGGAGUGCCGGUGCGAGGCGUCACCCCUACCGCUCACCUCGUGGAUCAGGUUUGACGGCACUGUACUGAUGGCCACACAUAAGUACCAAACCCGCGAAGAGCACGACUCGUAUCGCACGACAAUGAGACUCAGGAUCACGAAUAUCGACGAAAAGGAUUUUGGGAGUUAUAAGUGUGUCGCCAAAAACAGUCUGGGUGAAAAGGAGGGCUUGGUUAGGCUAUACGAAGUAGCCCUUCCCGUGAAUCAGGAGUUGUCUCCGAGUGUAUGGCCGCCCGGUUUCCUGAGUCCCAGCCAUCGGAACAACUCAUCAUUGAUGCGAUCAAACGUGGGCUCAUCGAUGAUGGGGGACACCAAACACGACACCUCCUCCUCGUCCGCCACCUCUGUCUCCUCGAGUGCCGCCAAAAGGUAUGACUGGGACAUCGAUGUCAUAUACAUCACAAGUAAUGACCACCAAAAGAUGGUCUACUCAUUUGAUGUGCCCAGUGAUAGAAAGUCUUACUGUUUGCUUCAUUUUAUCAAAAUGAAUAAAGAGGUACUUAUUAAGGGGUUUCAGCACUAA